Meloidogyne enterolobii is the source of this 525-nucleotide messenger RNA. Lineage: Eukaryota; Metazoa; Nematoda; Chromadorea; Rhabditida; Meloidogynidae. The record is from the annotation of a GenBank genome assembly.
AUGCUAUUUGGAAAUUCUCCGAGUUUCUAUGCGUUUUAUUGUUUAGUAAUCUUAUUGGCUAUUUUUGUUGCCAAUUCCUCGGUUAAUGCAGGUGUUUUGAAAUUUGAAAGAAGCCAUGAUGGCUAUCAAAAAUUGAAAAAUGAAGGAGAACAUGAAGUUGAAACAGGGAAGUUGGAAAGUGGGGGUAAACAAGGUAAAAAUAUUCCUAAGGAAAAGAUGAAACAAAUGAAUGAGGAGGCAUUCGAAAUUGGAAAUUUUAAGAAAUAUAAGAAUGUUGCACUUCCUUUUAUUGAAACUAUGACAGAUUAUAAAAAUAUAUCCAACUAUCUAAACAUAAUUAUUGAAGUAAAAGCGCUCGAUGCACAAAUUCUGACAUUCUUUAAGAAUGUUUCAACGUUUAAAAAUUUUGUAAAUUAUUUUACCAAACGUUACAACUUUAUAAGCAAGUCAAAAGAGGCGUCGAAAGUAAUAAAGGAAAAAUUUGAGGUAAGUUUAUUUCUUAAGGAAAGAAGGUCAAAAGUUUAG